Messenger RNA from Tachyglossus aculeatus (Australian echidna), 1227 nucleotides. Its product is annotated as olfactory receptor 5A2-like. Lineage: Eukaryota; Metazoa; Chordata; Mammalia; Monotremata; Tachyglossidae. The transcript has 4 exons. The coding region runs from base 1 to 1227 and encodes 408 amino acids. Gene Ontology annotation, cellular component: membrane. The record is from RefSeq and is a predicted model, not a curated record. Gene Ontology annotation, biological process: G protein-coupled receptor signaling pathway. Gene Ontology annotation, molecular function: G protein-coupled receptor activity; olfactory receptor activity; odorant binding.
AUGUCUCGGGGAAGAAACACCACGGUGGUUACCGAGUUCAUCCUCCUGGGAUUCUCAGACCAUCCAGAGCUCAAGAUUUUCCUCUUUGUGUUGUUCUUAGCCAUCUACCUUGUGACUCUCACGUGGAACCUGGGGCUCAGCAGCCUGAUCAAGGUCUCCCCACAUCUCCACAUCCCCAUGUAUUUCUUCCUCCGUCAUUUGUCCUUCACAGACAUGGGCUUCUCUUCUUCUGUCAUCCCCAAGAUGCUCUCAGACUUCUUCAAGGAGCAGAGGACCAUUUCGUUCCUGGGCUGUGUCACUCAGUAUUUUUUCUUCAGUGGGUUUGGGCUGACUGAAUGUUGUAUCCUGGCUGCCAUGGCGUAUGAUCGUUAUGCGGCCAUCUGUACCCCACUGCUGUACACGGCCAUCAUGUCUCCCUCCCUCUGUAGGAAAAUGGUGGUUGCGGCCUAUACAGGGGGAUUCCUCAGCGGCCUGACUCAAAUGGGCUUAUUGUACCAACAGGACUUCUGCGGAUCAAAUGUUAUCCAUCACUUCUUCUGUGACCUCCGUCCUCUGCUGGCUCUGUCCUGUUCUGACACUUCCACCACCCAGGUCGUGGUCUUCGUUGUGGGCGUGAUCAUUGGAAUGAUAUCCGUGCUUGUGGUCCUCCUGUCCUACGGUUAUAUCACUGUGGCUGUCCUGAUGAUCCGCUCGGCAAGAGGCAGGUACAAGACCUUCGCCACCUGUGCCUCUCACCUGACGACCGUGAUACUCUUCUAUGGCUCCGGGUUUUUCGUGUACAUGCGUUUAGACUCCAGCUACUCCGAGAGCCGGGACAAGGUGGUGUCGCUGUUCUACUCGGUGUUGAUCCCCAUGCUGAACCCGCUUAUCUACAGUCUGAGGAACAGAGAGAUUCUGGACACCUUGAAGAGACUGAAGGAGAAAAUGGCAACCAACUCGAAACAUGAUGGGAAGCACAUCAAUCCCUCACAUCACAAGAACACUAAGGAAAUUGGGAUUGGCCUGAACUUCUCAGGGGCCCUGCCUCAGUGGAGCAGGCUGAAAAGCGUUCCAAAGUUUCAACUGGUCACGGGAAGAGACCAGGGGGUCGGGGGUGGUGGUGGGGAAUGUAAUAACUGUUUUUCGGGUUUUGUGACUGUUUUGUGCAUUGGAGCCGUAGCUUUCAUCUGUUUAUGCAUUAAAGCCAUAGCUUUCAUCGCAAGACUUGAUGGGAAUGCUGAGGGCUAA